Acaulospora colombiana is the source of this 1030-nucleotide messenger RNA. The record is from the annotation of a GenBank genome assembly. NCBI's taxonomy places the organism in Eukaryota, Fungi, Glomeromycota, Glomeromycetes, Diversisporales, Acaulosporaceae.
GAUAGAGCAGCACCGGCCUUGUAUGUUUCUGCUAUUCGUCACAACUUAUCUAUGUUUCCAUCACGGUCCUCGUCCUUACUGUGUUCUGCACGUUCGGACUAUUGGCCGUAUCAGCUUGGUUUACGGCCGAAAGAUGGAUAUAUAGCAAGCAUAACGGUCUACGAUGGCUAUCGGAUGUCAUUCAUGAACACUGGAAUAGGUUCAUCAAGUAUCCACCCGUCCAAUUCGUCCGUUACAUCCCGCGACGGAUCGUUUCAGCGUUCCGCAAAUUUGGGAGAUGCAUCUUUUGCAGACCUGAUAUUGACAGCGAUUCUGAGGAUGGGCUGCCUUUCCCUAAUGGUGUUGAUGGAAGGAGCAGUGUUACCCCAUCACCCAUCGAGCAUCGACACAACCGAUCCGUCAGCGCCUUGGAAAAGGGAGAUUUCCCAGAUAGUCCUAUUGUGUCGACGAAUCCCAUACGAGCUUCAGAAGAUGACGUCUCGCAAAUGGGCCAUGUUCCCCAUUCGCCCGUCUCACCUCGGUGCUCCCAGUGAACCGAAUGCCAGUACCACAAACACGGGUGAAGGUGCUACUACUGCCGCCGCUCCUGGCGAAGGACUCGCCAAACUAAGGGGAGCCAAUCGGUUCCGCCAACUUGCUUGGAAGGUCGUAGAAAAGGAGAGAGAGCAAACUCCUUCGAGAGGAAAUACCGCCAUGUCCCAGGCACGGGCGACGACCAUUCUUUCAGAUGCAGCCAAGAGAAGGGAUACGAAUGAAGGCAAAGGUACCGAAGCGCAAAUAAAGCCUGGAAGGUUGACGGCGCUUCGACCUAGUCUCAAAAGAUUGCAAGUGACACAUACGAUUCUCGACCAUACGGCUCUCGUCAGACAUUUGCAGUUUAGUCCGAAUGGUAAGUUGUUGGCUACAUGUGGAUGGGAUGGAACCGCGAGACUGUUUGAUGUUCCUAUGGACGCGAACGAUGUGGUUGGUCGUCACCGCAUCAUGGCUGCCUCUGGUGGUUUCCUGGGACAGGUGGCAUGGAGUCCGGAUG